Epinephelus moara (kelp grouper) is the source of this 2579-nucleotide messenger RNA. Its product is annotated as multiple inositol polyphosphate phosphatase 1-like. Lineage: Eukaryota; Metazoa; Chordata; Actinopteri; Perciformes; Serranidae. The record is from RefSeq and is a predicted model, not a curated record. The coding region runs from base 16 to 1494 and encodes 492 amino acids. The transcript has 5 exons. Gene Ontology annotation, molecular function: inositol phosphate phosphatase activity; acid phosphatase activity.
UGUACAGUCCCACGUAUGGAUGACGUCACUCAGCUUUGGAGUCUGGUCGGUGGGGGUGCACACGGCCAAACAAACAAGCCAUUUGUCUGCAUCAUGCCGAUCAGAUUUUGGAAAAUCAUAGCUGUUCAUUUCGCCAUCACAGCUGGAUUUGGCUGCUGUUUCCGCAACGAUGUGACGCCUGAUGAUUUCAACCCGAACAUACCAGCGAUCGCCAAAUACUUCAGCACCAAAGGGAGGUACGAGGAAGUGAACCCGCACCUCAUAGAGGACAUACUGGCUGUAAACAGAUCUAUGCUGCAGCCUCCGUCUGAGCAAUGUCACGAGAUCCAUCUGACCGCGAUCAUAAGACACGGCACCAGGUACCCGACCAGCAAGAACGUGAAGAAGAUGCGGAAGCUGUACGAGCUGGUGAAGAGCCGCGCGUCUGGCGAAGAGAGCUGGCUGCGGGAGAUCCAGACCCAGUGGAGGAUGUGGUACACUGACGACAUGGACGGCAGGCUGGUGCAGAAAGGUGUGAACGAUCACAAGCAUCUGGCCGUCAGGCUGUCAAAGCUCUUCCCCUCACUGAUCUCAGAGGAGAAGCUCCGAGGUGGAUUCAUCAAGUUCAUAACCAGCUCAAAGCACAGGUGUGUCAACAGCACUCUGUCCUUCAAGGCAGGACUGACUGAGCUGUGGGCUAUCACAGAUCAGGAGUUUGACCACGCAGAGAAUGAUGCUCUCAUGAGGUUUUUUGACAAGUGCACCAGGUUUGUGCAGGAAGUCGACAACAACCCCACAGCUCUGUCAGAGGUGGACAAGUUCAGGCAGGGACCAGAGAUGAGGAGGGUCACGGAGAAGAUUGCAGACCGUCUCAGAGUCCCCUACAACAACAUCACAGAUGAUAUGGCCGAAGCUGCAUUUUACCUGUGUGCUUAUGAGUUUGCCAUUAAGACUGUGAACUCGCCCUGGUGUAAACUCUUCGAUGAGGUCGAUGCACAGGUUAUGGAGUAUGCCAAUGAUCUGAAGCAAUUCUGGAAAAGAGCCUAUGGUUAUGAUAUUAACAGCAAGUCGAGCUGCAUUCUCUUCCAUGACGUGUUUAGUCGACUGGACCAAGCAGCCAGCAAGAACAAGUCAGGCCAGCAGGUGACGGAGGCCGUGACAGUCCAGGUCGGCCAUGCAGAGACCCUCCUGCCACUGCUCACCCUCCUGGGCUUCUUCAAGGACAGCGAUGCCCUGAGCUCCACCAACUACGCCACACAGGCCCAACGCUCCUUCCGUACCAGCCACAUGUUACCCUAUGCAGCUAACUUACUCAUGGUGCUGUAUGACUGCGGGGGAGGCGACCUGAGACUUCAGCCGCUGCUCAACGAGAAGCCUGUGACUUUCCCUGGUUUGACUGGCCAGCAGGGCUCCAUGCCGCUCUAUCAGGACGUCAGAGCUCACUACAGCGAGCUGCUCCAAGGAUGUGACUUUGAGACUGAGUGCCAGCUGUUCAAAAGUCCCGCACAAGUUUGAGCAGACAGGGAAGUAACUGGAAAAGAGCAUUAUAGUGGCUUUAUAGUGUUUAUUUGCAAAACAGAGUUUUAAUUAUGAUCCUAAUAGGAGCAUCUUAGUCUGAAUGCCUCAUGUAAACCAUGAACACAUCACUGUUUGGCCUGGCUGAAUGAGGAAUUUCAAAUCCACCUGUACCAUCACAGUAUUACCACUGAGAUGCUGCUUAUUUUUGAAAGGUUUCUUUCCAGGAAUAAAAUAAUCUAUUUUUGCAGUGUAAACAUUUUAUAACGCUUUAACCCAAAUCUGUUACCCUUGGUUUUAAAGAGCACACAAAUCUGUGGUCAGUGUGACAUGACACUUGGUGGUGUUAACAAGUCAAUUGACUUUCUAGUAAAAUAUAUUUAAAAGGGCUUCUUCUGGACAUUUUCUGGCCUCUCUGAAAUCAGUGAUACUUUGGUUUAAUUCAACUUUAUUCAACUUCACUUAGCUGCUAUGUCUAUGUCAGGUCAUUAACAACAGCACAUACUACCUUUAGGAGAACUCUAGUCCUUGUUAAGUGCCUUAUUCUGUAUUUAUUUGGGAUAUAAUAUAGAGCAGUGGUUCCCAACUGGUCCAACCACAGGGUCCAGAUUUCUCGUUACUCAUCAGUUCAAGGUCCACACAGUUUAAUAUAUUCAACGUCAUACUUGCGUUUGGCCAUGUGGUUGAGCAAGUUUUCUGUCUCUGUUGAGUAUCUGUCAGUUACUCAUUCACUCUACAGCAGGAACCAGCACUUAAAAAAGAAAGCACUGUGCCAGGAAAUCACUGAACUCUAAAAUAAGGUGUGUUUUUGACAAACUUGACACAUUUGUGAAUCAUUUGUGGUCCAUUCAGAAUGGACCGCGACUCACCAGUUGGGAACCACUGAUAUACAGUAGAGGUUAUUCAUAUCUCUGUAUGAUUUUAACAUCAUCCAGGUGUCUUCUACUGUAAUAAGGCUCCCUUUAUACAGAGCUAAUAGGUUGUAUAUAAUGGCUAUAUUAUUGGAAAAGUUAAUCAUUCAUGACGUCUUUAUAGAUCAGAGGCCAUUAAAAGGAACAACAUUUGGUUUUACAAGUUGUCCAAAA